Messenger RNA from Xenia sp. Carnegie-2017, 1414 nucleotides. RefSeq names its product phosphomannomutase-like. The transcript has 7 exons. The record is from RefSeq and is a predicted model, not a curated record. Gene Ontology annotation, cellular component: cytosol. Gene Ontology annotation, molecular function: phosphomannomutase activity. Bases 136 to 897 code for a protein of 253 amino acids. Gene Ontology annotation, biological process: protein N-linked glycosylation; mannose metabolic process; GDP-mannose biosynthetic process. NCBI's taxonomy places the organism in Eukaryota, Metazoa, Cnidaria, Anthozoa, Malacalcyonacea, Xeniidae.
AUUCUCUUCGAUGGUUUCGCUCAGACUCAGAUGAACUACCGGAAGCAAUUGUUAAUGAAAUAUGUAAACGUGGCACUUGACAAACGAACUUUUCGUUUGUUUCAUCUUGAGUGAAGUUGUUAUUUUGAUUGAAGAAUGUCUCUGAGAAGAAAUGAUAUUUUAUUUCUGUUUGAUAUUGAUGGGACUUUAACUCUUCCUCGAAAGGUGAUUACUUUGGAGAUGAAAAAUUUUUUAGCAAAACUUCGUGGUACAGUUGAUGUUGGACUGGUUGGUGGUUCUGAUUAUGCUAAAGCACAAGAGCAACUUGGUGGAGGGGAAAUUUAUAAAGACUAUGACUAUGUCUUCACUGAAAAUGGUUUGGUAGCAUACAAACGUGGACAACUCUGCUCCUCACAGACUAUAAAAGCGUAUAUCGGCGAAGAAAAACUUCAGAAGUUCAUCAAUUUCUGUCUGAAGUAUAUAUCUGAACUGAACAUCCCUGUUAAACGUGGGACAUUUAUCGAAUUCCGCAAUGGUUUAAUUAAUGUCUCUCCGAUCGGCCGUAACUGCUCGCAAGAUGAACGUGUUGAAUUUGAAAAAUAUGACAAGGUUCAUAACAUUCGAAAGGACUUCGUCAGCCUGCUGCAGAAAGAGUUUGCUGAUUUCAACUUGAAGUUUUCCAUUGGUGGCCAGAUAAGUUUUGACGUCUUUCCUAUCGGUUGGGAUAAGACGUACUGCUUGAAUCAUCUCGCCGAUGAAGAAUACAAAGAAGUACAUUUCUUUGGAGAUAAAACUUGGGAGGGUGGAAACGAUUAUGAAAUAUUCGUGGACAAAAGAACCAUAGGUCAUACCGUGAAAAGCCCGUCGGAAACACUGGAAAUUUUAGAAAAAUAUAUUGCCAAUGGUUCAUUCAGUUAAGCAAACGUUCACCCGUUAUUUUAGGUAGAACAUAUAAAUUAUUGAAUACACACAAAUAUGUGUCAUUAAAUCGUAAAUAAAUUACGUCGGAGAGCUGUCAUAAAAAUGCUCUGGGUUUAGAAGACACACAUCGCAAAAAGCUUUGUUUUGUGACAAAACAAAAGUGGGUUGCCAGCCACAUCCCCUACUUUGACAUGGGUAGAUCUACUUCAGGCUUCAAGUUUUGCUUACAACAAUCUACCAACAGUCUUAUCAAAUAGAAAAACUUCAAUAACAACUCUAAUAACAAGACUCCAGCAAUAACUCUAACUAAAUUUUAUCUUUAUCUAUACUAAUGGCUAUGAUUACGUAUUUUGGUUUUCAUUUAAUGAAGCAUUUCAUAACGAGCAUGGUAGAAUUGGACAUAACUUUUAGUAUUUCUUUCUGUUUUAUCCUAAUUACGUAUAUUUAACUGGUAAUAAGAAGGGCAAAGUGCAUUGAUGAAGAGAAGGAAUAAAUAUUUUGUUAUUUAAAAAAA